This is a messenger RNA of Rhodofomes roseus, 2874 nucleotides long. RefSeq lists its product as uncharacterized. Bases 172 to 2652 code for a protein of 826 amino acids. The transcript is spliced from 9 exons. NCBI's taxonomy places the organism in Eukaryota, Fungi, Basidiomycota, Agaricomycetes, Polyporales, Fomitopsidaceae. The record is from RefSeq and is a predicted model, not a curated record. Gene Ontology annotation, molecular function: oxidoreductase activity; FAD binding.
CUUGCUGAUGCAGAUGGCAUGCCCCCGUCGCCUCUUCUUCCUGACGUCUCGCACGCGAUCGCAGCCUUACGGAGAGCUCACUUCUACAUCUGUCGUAGGAUCCGCAGCCCUUGGAUCCUCGCAUUGCCAACAUAGCCUCGUCUACUCGAUCUGGCUCCCCAAUCACUCGAGAUGCCUUCACUGAAAGCACCAACACCGCUCGCCCUACCCGGAACAGAUUUUGCUCCAGCCCUCUACGAUGAGUUGCGUUCGGCUGUCAAAGGCCCCGUAUAUCGUCGGAGUGCCCCGGAAUUCGGCGAGCGUGCCAAAACUUUCAACGGGAAGAUCACCAUCCUGUCCAAGGCCCUCGUCUCGCCGCUCGACACGCAAGACGUGAGUGCAAUCGUCCUCUUCUGCCGCAAGCAUGGCCUCUCUCCCUCGGUCAAAGCUGGCGGUUACGCGACCGCGGGCUGGUCGGUCGCCGGCGAUCUCAUCGUCGAUCUAGGCAUGAUGAGGGAGUGCGAAAUCGAGCCACCUGUCGCGGACGCGGAGGGCGGCAAGGACUGGACCCAGCUGGCCGAUAUGCUCCCGCUUGGCAGCAAGGGUAAGGGUCGUGCCCGCCCCUCAGGAAAGAAGGAAGAAGUGGCAGGCAAGGUCCCGCCAGAGACGUCGACAGUCCCCGCCCAUGAGGCUGAACAGCCAGCCAUCGGCGCCGGGACGAAGCGGAGACGAGAAGACAGCCCGGGGGCGGACGCGGAGAAUCGGCCUCUCCCCAAGCUCGCAGCGACACAGGAGAGGCGCAAUCUCCUGCGUUCGUACGACACGGCGUCCGAUAGCGUUGCUGCUUUCUUACGCGGCCCACCGCUCCCCGAAGAAGGCGGGGAAGAGCCCAGAAAGCCUCCAGCCAACCGCCGGAGGAACACGUCGCCUGAACGGGCUGCGAGCAAGCCCGAAGGCGAAGGUCAGUCUUCCAGCAGCACCGCUCGUAGUGAGUCUAUCGGCGUACCGGGUCCACUCGCCAUGACUCGCUCUGGGUCAGGCUCAGGCUCAGGCUCAGGCUCAGGCUCAGACCCUUCAGAAGCCGGCACGCACAUCACGACGCCCGACACCGACGAGAAAGGCUCUCCCGACGCGCCGUCCUCGCGCUUGCAGGAUCCCUUCGGAUACCUGACCGCUGAAAGCCUCUUUCCCGCCACUCACCCGCCGAGCCUGACGAGCACGAACCCGUUCGGCUUCGCGUCCGGCUUGUCUUCUACUAUGCUCACUCCCGGGUUCUCCAGCAUGAGCAUGAGCAUGGCCCCCUGGUCAGCAUACACCGCGUCAGGCUCGCUCGGAAGCCAAGGCGCCUCCAGCGCCGGCGUCGGCCCGCGCAUCACGUUCCCUCUCCCCAUGGGACUGGGUAUGGCCCCGGGCUCGUUCCCGAUGGCCAUGGGCAUGCUGCCGCUGUCGCUCCCGCAGGAGGGUGGUGGCUUCGGCGUGGUCGCGCCGGCGCGCCCGGUCCACCCGCACGCGUAUGUGACGCUGGGCGCGGGCAUGCGCCAGAAGGAGGUGGAUAUGUUCACGGCGGAGCACCCGCUCGAGGGAUACAGCGGUGUGACUGGGGAGAGACAGGAGAGGGUUGUGCCGUAUCAUAUGCCUUCGUCCGCGCACCCGGUGGGCUCGUCGAUCUUGUUGCUCGCGGGCUUUGGGUUUAUAAGCCGGAUGUAUGGGCUGAGCGUCGAUAAUGUCGUCGAGAUAGAGAUGGUGUUGGCAGAUGGUCGGAUCGUGAUCGUCAGCGAAGACAGCGACCCAGAUCUAUGGUGGGCGAUACGGGGCGCUGGCCCUGCUUUCGGGAUCGCCACCCGCUACAAAGUCAGGGCGUUCCCAGUUCCCGUCGUCUUUGCAGGCAACCUUAUCUACCGCUUCCACCGCGCUACCGCCGCGUCCCUCAUCAAACACGUCCGCGACUGCAUCAAGGGCGCUCCGCGUGAGCUGUACGCCAACGUGCUUCUGACGGCCGGCCCGGCGGACAAGGACUCGCUCGUGGUGGUGCAGAUGUGCUAUGUCGGGUCGAAGGAGCAGGGUAUGGAGUACUUGAACGCGAUCUCGAGCUGGGAUGGAGAGCGCUGCUUGCUGAACGAGGUGAACGAGAAGAGCUACUUGGCGCAGCAGGAUAGCGUCGCUCAGAUUCUGAGGGGGAAAGCUGGACGGCAAUGGUUCAUCCGCUCGUCACUCAUUCACUCCCUCCCGGACGACAUCAUCAACCAGACCGUCAUCCAAUUCUCCAACACACCGAUCGGCUGCACGUGGAUCUUCGAACUGUCCGGGGGCGCUAUCGCCGAUUUCGAGGACACGCCGAUUCCGAAGGAGCAGCGGGAGGCGGUGUGGACCGUCGCGGCGCUGCAUCAGUGGGAGAUGGGCAUCGACGAUCCGAGGUGCAUCGAAUCCGCGGAGGAGUGGAUUGACGGGACCAUCGGGAAGGUCGCGCUGGGCGGGCCGUUCCCGUCCUUCAUUGGGCGGCAUGAACCUCCGUCGCGAACGAUGGCCUGUUUUGGCAAGAACUGGGCACGUCUGACGGAGCUGAAGCGCAAGUAUGACCCUGGUUGCUUCUUCAAGAAUAACUUUUGGCCGUUGGACAAGAAUGGUCAGCCGGUUGAGCCCUUGUCGAAUGAGCCUCCGAGCCCAUCUCCGUGAUCCACACCGACUUUUGUUUCCACCAUGUGAUCCUGUCAAUGUACUACUUCAUCUAGGUGUACUUACUGCCUAUCAGUCAAUAUUUCCUCAUGGGUGAGGUUGCUGUUUUCAUCAUAGCUCCUAGGCAGGCUACGUUCAUGUCAUUAUCCGGUCACUAAUGGCAAUGCUCUAUACUCCGAUGCGGAGGAUCAUGUACUUUACAACCCCCUCAAUCGCUUCAAG